Molecule: messenger RNA, 1711 nt
Organism: Camelus dromedarius (Arabian camel)
Lineage: Eukaryota; Metazoa; Chordata; Mammalia; Artiodactyla; Camelidae
Gene: TSSK6
Product: testis specific serine kinase 6
Exons: 1
Coding region: 741-1562 (273 amino acids)
Biological process (GO): protein phosphorylation; intracellular signal transduction
Cellular component (GO): cytoplasm
Molecular function (GO): protein serine/threonine kinase activity; ATP binding
Source: RefSeq, a predicted model, not a curated record
CCUAGGGCGUUGGUGCAUCCACUCCAGUGCGUGGGAGGGUUCUGGUAGUGGGGCCUGGGGUCGACUGCGCGGCCCAUCUGCGGCGGCAGAGUUCUUAUUUCCUCUUCUCCCAGAUGGGGCUGGCUCAGUCGGUGUCAACGCCUGCAGUCCGUCUGGUCGCCUAGGUCCUUGCACCAGAAGACUUACUAUUCACUUUCCCUCUGGAGCGAUGUGCGGGACAGUCGGAAACCCCAAGCUCUGGUGGGAGCCAGGUCUCUUUACCAUUUUCUACCCUCUAAGGAGGCUCUGCGGGCAGUCCAGGGCUCCACAGGGUCAUGGCUAGGUACACUAAGUUGGAGGGCGGCUGCUGUUCAGGUUCGGACUCAUGAGGAAUCGCCCAAAUCCCAGGCACGGAUUCCACUCCCGGUGGUUGUCGGGACCUCUUGCUAGUCUCCUCUCAUCGGGAACUAGACCAUCCAGAGCGAUUAUGAGUCACAAAGCCUUAGGGAUUUGGGGGACACCACGGGACGGGGUCCUGCGGGAGACCCCACCCCGAGGCGGGGGUGACGCCCGCGGUCACUUCACAAGGCAGAAAUUGUUACCUGGGCAAUAAAAGACACCGCGGCGGCGGGGGCCCGGGAGUGGGCACAUGGGGGUGCGGGUGUGCAGGUGCCAAGCACCAUGGGUUAGGCCCGAGAUCGGAGUCCGGCCGCCCCCCGACAGCAGCCGCCUCCUGCUCCCCACGCGCCCCAGGCGCCACCAUGUCGGGCGACAAACUUCUGAGCGAACUCGGCUAUAAGCUGGGCCGCACAAUAGGCGAGGGCAGUUACUCCAAGGUGAAGGUGGCCACGUCCAAAAAGUACAAGGGCACGGUGGCCAUCAAAGUGGUGGACCGGCGGCGCGCGCCGCCCGACUUCGUCAACAAGUUCCUGCCACGGGAGCUGUCCAUCCUUCGAGGCGUGCGGCACCCGCACAUCGUGCACGUCUUCGAGUUCAUUGAGGUGUGCAAUGGGAAGCUGUACAUCGUGAUGGAGGCUGCCGCCACCGACCUACUACAGGCCGUGCAGCGAAACAGGCGUAUCCCAGGGGGGCAAGCGCGCGACCUCUUCGCGCAGAUCGCCGGCGCUGUGCGCUACCUGCACGACCAUCACCUAGUGCACCGCGACCUCAAGUGCGAAAACGUGCUGCUGAGCCCUGAUGAGCGUCGCGUCAAGCUCACUGACUUUGGCUUCGGCCGUCAGGCGCAUGGCUACCCGGAUCUGAGCACCACCUAUUGUGGCUCGGCCGCCUACGCGUCGCCCGAGGUACUCCUGGGCAUUCCCUACGACCCCAAGAAGUACGACGUGUGGAGCCUUGGCGUCGUGCUCUACGUCAUGGUCACCGGGUGUAUGCCCUUCGACGACUCAGACAUCGCAGGCCUGCCCCGGCGCCAGAAGCGCGGCGUUCUCUACCCCGACGGCCUCGAGCUGUCCGAGCGCUGCAAGGCCCUGAUCGCCGAGUUGCUGCAGUUCAGCCCGUCGGCCAGGCCCUCCGCGGGCCAAGUAGCGCGCAACGGCUGGCUACGUGCGGGGGACUCCGGCUAGAAGCCGGGGUUCCCACUAUUCCCGCCGCCCCGAGCACUGCGCAAGCGCAGCGCACGCGCGAGCAGCGCGUUUCUGGAGUGCCGCGAAGCCGCCGCGCGCCGCUGCUCACGCGCUCUUCCCCCUUCCCCACUCCCAAGACGCCGGGCGCA